GAAGGAGACCCAGCAGCUGACCAUGGCUACCGCCGCGGAGCAAUGGGUCCUGGUGGAGAUGGUGCAGGCGCUGUAUGAGGCUCCUGCUUAUCAUCUUAUUCUGGAAGGUAUUCUAAUACUCUGGAUAAUCAGGCUUCUUUUUUCUAAGACCUACAAAUUACAAGAACGAUCUGAUCUUACAAUAAAGGAAAAGGAAGAAUUGAUUGAAGAAUGGCAACCUGAACCUCUUGUUCCUCCUGUGUCAAAAGACCAUCCUGCUCUUAACUACAACAUUGUUUCAGGCCCUCCGAGCCACAACAUUGUGGUGAAUGGGAAAGAAUGUAUAAAUUUUUCCUCCUUUAAUUUUCUUGGGUUGCUGGAUAAUCCUCGUGUUAAGGCAGCAGCUUUAGCCUCUCUAAGGAAGUAUGGUGUGGGCACCUGUGGACCUAGAGGAUUUUAUGGUACAUUUGAUGUUCAUUUGGAUUUGGAGGAGCGUCUGGCAAAGUUUAUGAAGACCGAAGAGGCCAUUAUUUAUUCAUAUGGGUUUUCCACUAUAGCUAGUGCGAUUCCUGCUUACUCUAAGAGAGGGGACAUCAUAUUUGCGGAUAAAGCUUCCUGUUUUGCUAUCCAGAAAGGAUUACAGGCAUCACGAAGUGACAUUAAGUUCUUUAAACACAAUGAUGUGGCUGACCUGGAGCGACUACUAAAAGAACAAGAGAUUGAAGAUCAAAAGAAUCCUCGCAAGGCUCGUGUAACUCGACGUUUCAUCGUAGUAGAAGGAUUAUAUAUGAAUACUGGAACUAUCUGUCCUCUUCCAGAAUUGGUUAAGUUAAAAUACAAAUACAAAGCAAGAAUCUUUGUGGAAGAAAGCCUUUCGUUUGGAGUCCUUGGGGAGCAUGGCCGAGGAGUUACUGAGCACUAUGGGAUCAAUAUGGAAGAUAUUGACCUUAUCAGUGCCAACAUGGAGAAUGCUCUUGCUUCUAUUGGAGGUUUCUGUUGUGGCAGAACUUUUGUAAUUGACCAUCAGCGACUCUCUGGCCAAGGAUACUGCUUUUCAGCUUCAUUACCUCCCUUGUUAGCCGCUGCUGCCAUUGAGGCUCUCAACAUCAUGGAAGAGAAUCCAGAUAUUUUUGCAGUAUUAAAGAAAAAGUGCCAACAAAUUCAUAAAGCUUUACAAGGCAUUUCUGGAUUAAAGGUGGUGGGAGAGUCCCUUUCUCCGGCCUUCCACCUCCAGCUUGAAGAGAGCACUGGGUCUCGGGAGAAGGAUAUGCAUCUACUUCAGGAGAUCAUAGACCAGUGCAUGAGCAGACGCAUUGCAUUAACUCAAGCCCGCUACUUGGAAAAGGAAGAGAAGUGCCUCCCUCCUCCCAGAGGAAGAACUGGAGAAAGCAGCAUCCAUCAUCAAGGAAGUGGCCCAGGUCGUCCUGCUAUAGGCUGCCUCCCGUGGCUCUUGCCCCAGCACACACAGAACUCAGAGACCUCUUGCUGCCCAGGAUGUGGCCUAAAGAGAGCUUGGACCUCUGUUAGGAUUGCCUCCAAACUGGGUGGAUGUGGACCAAAUGUAUGGCCAGAAGGAUGAACACUUGUUAUUUAAAAAAAAAGAAAACACAUCUAAAAGCCCAAAACCUGACUUUUUAAAAGACUAAUGACAGCAUAUAAUUAGUAUUUAAAUUAUGCUAUUUAGUACUAAGUGUUUUAUUGUACUAGUAUUUUGUAUUCUUUUUUGUUUAAAAUUGGAGCUUCAGUAUCUCUUCUCUCCCUUCUGUAGUCACGAUUUCAUAAGCACUCCUUCAUAUUUCAUAAAAAAAUGAUUUUGCAACUUAAUGCCAAGAGGAACACCUGGGACGUGAUGCACCAUUCACUGUUGACAGUCUAGUUCAGCCAUGUAAUGUGAAAUGGUGGCUAAUACGCAAAUAAACACUUUGAUUGUUAUAAAUUGCAUUAUAAUAUAUUCGAAUCACAGAGUUUUUUAUAUAUUGAUAUGUCAUAUUUAAUCUAAGCAUCUCUACCCAGAGGAUAUUCAUUCCACUAAUUUGAAUCCAACACUAUAUUAUUUUAAUAAAAUUGACCUUUGCAUUUAUUAUGGGUUAACUUAAUCUGGGAAGAGGUUUAUUGCACUGAUCCUAAAAUAUAAAUCAUGUUCUUUGUUUUUGUCUGGAGACAUAAAACUUAGCUUUUUCUAAGCUAAGAACGAGAACUUUUUUUCAUCUCAUGAAUCCAGAUAUCUAUGAUGUGAAAGCUCUAAGAGCAAUUUGUGACUGUUGAUCUUUACAAGGUAAAAGUUGUGAUGUGUUCCAUGGGGAGAACACUGAUAUAAUACCAUCACUCUCUCUUACUAAAAAGGUAAAAGAGUAAAGUUAUAAAAUGAAUAUACUACUUUCUAAUCUAUGUUCAUAUUAACAAAUGGUCUUCAACAUCUUUUUAAAUGACACAUACCUUUUUACUGUUGAGUUACUAUUUUGCUUGGGGUCUUUCGUACAUAUGUGCCUUGUGAUUGCUGCUGCUUUGAAGCAUACAGUACUGUCCAGGGGGGUGAGUCUGUUCGAUUGGUUUUAUUUUUUAACGAAAUAAACCUACAUUCUUGAUGAUCA
Dipodomys ordii (Ord's kangaroo rat) is the source of this 2570-nucleotide messenger RNA. It is a transcript of the gene Sptlc1, whose product is annotated as serine palmitoyltransferase, long chain base subunit 1. Bases 23 to 1558 code for a protein of 511 amino acids. Gene Ontology annotation, biological process: ceramide biosynthetic process; sphingosine biosynthetic process. Lineage: Eukaryota; Metazoa; Chordata; Mammalia; Rodentia; Heteromyidae. Gene Ontology annotation, cellular component: endoplasmic reticulum. The record is from RefSeq and is a predicted model, not a curated record. The transcript is spliced from 15 exons. Gene Ontology annotation, molecular function: pyridoxal phosphate binding; serine C-palmitoyltransferase activity.